UUCUGCUAGUGCUAACAUCAGCAAAGCUCCUAGAUUAUCUGCCCAACCAAACACAAUAUAAAUCAUUUUCAACCAAUGCAACUAAUAAAUCAUCUGGAAACAACAACACAGUGAUAAUUAAGCAACUGUCUCCUGACACCAGAAAAAUCUCCUUGGACACCAUCUCAGAGGCAAGAGAACUACAAAAAAUACCAGAUAUGAAAAGAAAUUCUACCAUCUCAAAUACCAUGUCAAAACGACAGAAGAUCUGUCACAAUGAAUUUGAGGACUUGUUUCUUUCUCGAAUUACAUGUCAUAUUUUGCCUGCCAGUUUUGGACUCAAAAGAAUGGAUAUUUUCAAGAAGCAAAUCGAAAAAUAUGGUGGAAAAUUAAUGCCUGAUGUCAAUUCUUCUGUGACCCAUAUAAUUGUAGAAGAUUCUAUUGGCAAACCGAACCUUGAGAAACUUAUUGACAUUCAUGCCAUUGGCUCAUCAAUUGUCGUGAAAUGUUCAUGGUUGAGCGAGUGUCUGAAAAGCAAAUCUCUCAUUGAUGAAGCAGAUCAUAUAGUGUACAAACCAUUAGAAAAUCAAUAUGAUAAUUCUAGCUCAGGAAAUGCAGUUUUCUCUCACGUUGCUGCUAACAAAUGUGCUUCACCAGACCAUGGACCUGAUAUUGAGCUCCUGCCUAAGGCAAGCAAGGAGGAGAGUUCAGCUCUGGCCAAUGAACCUCGCCAGGAUGACGCCAAGGUUCCAAUUGCUAAAUUUCAGGCGAAAUUCGCAUGUGCUCACUCGAGCUCCAGCCGCCACGACCACCAGAGCUCGUCACCGAACCACCAAGUCACCGAGGAGCUCACGAAGCUACUCGAGGUGUACCGGGCCAACAACGACACGUGGAGGAUAGCUGGAUAUCAGAAGGCCAUCGCUGCCAUCAACGCUUACCCUAAAGAAAUUACAUCCUAUGAUGAGGCUCGGCAAAUACGAGGCGUGGGUGAGAGGCUGGCAGCGAAGGUUGCCGAGAUCCUGGCCAGCGGCAAGCUGCGCAAGGUGGAGGAGGUCUGCGGCUCUGAAGAGACCGCGGUCAUCAGCCUCUUCUUGGGGGUGUGGGGAGCCGGGCCUUCUACGGCCCGGGCCUGGUAUGCCCAGGGUUUGCGCACACUGCAGGACCUGCACGAGCGCGCCUCCCUCACCCGCCACCAGAAGGUCGGCCUGCUGCACUACCACGACCUCAACGCCAGGAUCCCACGACACGAGGCUGCUGCCAUACACAGCUUCGUAUCGCGGUGUUGUGCUGAGGUUUGUGCCGGACUUGUGACCGAAGUGUGCGGUUCCUACAGACGCGGCCGGGCGACCUGUGGGGACGUAGAUAUUCUCGUGUCACACCCAGACGGUUCCUCGCACCACGACGUGUUCUUGCCUUUACUGGAUAACAUGAAGAAGAAAGGUUUCUUGACCGAUGAUUUAGUGACUCAAGAAGACAAUGGCAACCAGCAGAAGUACCUGGGAGUUUGUCGAUUACCUGGUCCAGACAGCAAGCACCGGCGGAUUGACAUCAUCGUGGUGCCUUACUCAGAGUUUGCUCCCGCGCUGCUCUACUUCACAGGGUCUGCUCACUUCAACAGAUCGAUGCGGUUGUUGGCUACAAAAAUGGGCAUGAGCCUCUCUGAACACGGCCUCCGUACUAACGUCGUGCGCAAGGGCCGAGAGAAACUGAACGAUGGAUGCCUGCUGCCGACACAAACGGAGGAGAGUAUUUUCGAGCACCUUGGGCUGCCAUACAGAGCCCCGCACGAGAGAGAUCACUGAAGACCAUCCAUCAAAAUGGCAUAUCCAGAUACUUUAUGAAUGAUACAAAUUUAUAUACAAGUACGGAAACCUUACAUCCAUUCCAUAAACAUUUUCUUGGACCGAUAUAAAAUUUUUUGACGUUCGUGAAAACGGUUGUUGCUAAAUAUAUACCUAUAUUUUGUGUACUUUACUUCAGAGGAAGGUUGGAUUAAUAAUCCAGAAGCUCAUGAGUUAACUACUAGCGUAGCAGCACUACAGAGGAUUGGAGUUUGAAUGUUCUCAAAUAAACACAAUAUGGCUUUCACUCCAAAACAGAAAUUAUGCAGAACGAAAGUUUGUUCCCACUAUAACCUACAAAAAAAACAGGCAAUAGUAUACCUACACGAGUUAAAUCCUUUAUUAUUGCUAAAGGUCAAAUUCAGAAUUGUUUCAAUCAAAUUGCCAAUGGAAUUUUUUCAAGUAAUCAUAUAUCCCUAUUGGUAGCACCACGCCGUCAUUGCCGUCUGUGAUAAUUCUUACUUUAUAAUGUCAUGAUUAGUUUUAUUUGCCGGUUUUCGCAAAAACGAUCUAUUUUAUUUCUUUGUUUUACUAGCUCUUAACAAAAUUAAAUGAUAACUUUCGAAACCAGUGUUGCACCAUGGACAUAUGUACUGAAUACCUGAAAUCUACGUAUGUAUUUUGUAAUGAAUAUUGCGAUCAUGACAACUGUUCUCGUGAUUUGAUACAGGAAAUAUUACUGAACAUGGGAUCGCGUGUAGAGUAUAAUUUAUUAAAUGUCCACUCCUAAAUAUUCAGCCUAUAAUGUUACAGGAUUCUUGAAACACAAGAUGCGUUCUGAUCGUUACAUUAGAUUUACACAUUGCCAGGACAUCUUGCUAAAUAAUAACGUAACUUUAUUGCUAACCCGACAAGAAUAAUUUGGGAAUAAUUGAACAUGAAGAAUAACAUGGGAAUAAUUUCUUGGUACAUAAUUUAGAGCGCCAGUUCACUGUAGAAACAGUUUACCAGAAUUUUUUUGGCGUACAGCUGACAGCACUGAGGAUCCAAGUUUCUUUAGCCGGGACUAUUUUAUUCCUUGCAUUGUGUCUUGGAUGUGUGAGGCACUUGACAUGCAGAACGCCGCUCUUAUACACAAAAUAACAGUCUUUGCAUCGCC
This is a messenger RNA of Hyalella azteca, 2919 nucleotides long. Its product is annotated as DNA polymerase lambda. Gene Ontology annotation, cellular component: nucleus. The transcript has 10 exons. Gene Ontology annotation, molecular function: DNA-directed DNA polymerase activity; DNA binding. NCBI's taxonomy places the organism in Eukaryota, Metazoa, Arthropoda, Malacostraca, Amphipoda, Hyalellidae. Bases 198 to 1781 code for a protein of 527 amino acids. The record is from RefSeq and is a predicted model, not a curated record. Gene Ontology annotation, biological process: double-strand break repair via nonhomologous end joining.